UGGUGCAGCUCCUCUCAUCGCAGCUUGCGACCAAGCCAUUUGAGUCGAUCACACCACACGCGUCGUCGUUAAGCCCAAGAAAGAAGAUGUUCGGCUUCGGGCACCACCACAGCCAGGCGCCGCCGUCGUCCGGCCCGAACCAGAUCUUCAAGAUCUUCUGCCGCGCCUCCGAGGACUAUGUCCUGGCCGUCCGCGACGGCGAGGUCGUGCUCGCCCCCGUUAACCCCAAGGACGACACCCAGCACUGGCUCAAGGACAUGCGGUUCAGCACCACCGUGAAGGACGAGGAGGGCAUGCCGGCGUUCGCGCUCGUCAACAAGGGCACCGGCCUCGCCGUCAAGCACUCCAUCGGCAAGUCCCACCCCGUGAAGCUGGUGCCGUUCAACCCGGCGUACGAGGACGCGUCGGUGCUGUGGACGGAGAGCAAGGACGUGGGCAAGGGGUUCCGCUGCAUCCGCAUGGUGAACAACUACCGCCUCGGCUUCGACGCCCUCAACGGCGACAAGGACCACGGCGGCGUUCACGACGGCACCACCAUCGUGCUCUGGGAGUGGUGCAAGGGGGACAACCAGUGCUGGAAGAUCCUGCCGUGGGCCGAGGCGCACGCCGCCGUCGACUCCGGUGCCUGUGCCGGCAACGGCGGAGGGCCACCCGUGCACGCCGUGCGCAUCUUCUCCAAGGCCAGCGAGGAGUACAGCCUCACCGCCCGCAACGGCACCGUCGUCCUCGCGCCCACCAACCCCAGAGACGAGUACCAGCACUGGAUCAAGGACAUGAGGCACGGCAGCAAGAUCAGGGACGAGGAAGGGUACCCCGCGUUCGCCAUAGUGAACAAGGUCACCGGCGAGUGCAUCAAGCACUCCACCGGCCAGGGCCACCCGGUGAAGCUGGUGCCGUACAACCCGGCGUACCAGGACGAGUCGGUGCUGUGGACGGAGAGCCGCGACGUCGGCAAGGGCUUCCGCUGCGUGCGCAUGGUGAACAACAUCUACCUCAACUUCGACGCCUUCCACGGCGACAAGGCCCACGGCGGCGUCCACGACGGUACCGAGAUCGUGCUCUGGAAGUGGUGCGAGGGUGACAACCAGCGCUGGAAGAUCCUCCCCUGGUAGAUGUUGCACCGGGAGAGCUGCAUUGCCAUCGAUCGCCAUGAGUUAAGUCUGGGGACAAGUCCCUCCCCAUCGUCGUCGUAAUCCUCUGCUUCUGCUAGCUAAUAAUGUUGCUGUCGAAAUAAAACCGUGUGCGAUGUAUGGCAAUGGUGUCUGAGUGAGUGUCGAGUUGUGCUGAAACGGCAUUUCUGAGAGAGGAGAGGGCCCUGAUCUGUACUCCGAUGUAACUCGUCUCUGUUUCUAGUACUGGGACCUGUACUGCUCUGUGACCUGCAUUGUCUGUUUUAUUUUUCUUCGAUCUAAUCAAUGAAUGGGCUCACCUAUCUUGCACCUU
This is a messenger RNA of Lolium perenne, 1443 nucleotides long. Its product is annotated as ricin B-like lectin R40G2. NCBI's taxonomy places the organism in Eukaryota, Viridiplantae, Streptophyta, Magnoliopsida, Poales, Poaceae. The record is from RefSeq and is a predicted model, not a curated record.